This is a messenger RNA of Prorocentrum cordatum, 1629 nucleotides long. Lineage: Eukaryota; Dinophyceae; Prorocentrales; Prorocentraceae. The record is from the annotation of a GenBank genome assembly.
AUGGCCCCGCGCAGCGGCGCGGCGCUGCUGCGGGCCGUCCUGUUUGUGGCCGGUCCCGCCUUGGCAGAGGUGGCGAUCACCAGCGCCGGCAUCGAGGUUCCCCUCCUGGAGUCCGCGUCCACCAGGGGCCUCUUCUCCGCCCGGGUGGAGGUCGGCACGCCGCCCCAGGCGCUGGAGUUGUUGGUCCGCUCGGCCAGCGCGGAGCUGUGGGUGCCGCAGGCCAACGGCAGCGCCGCGGCGGGUUUCGAGGAGUCCAAGUCCACCACUCUGAAGCGGCCAGGGGCGCAGCCGAAGUACACGGAGUGGCUCAACUUUUCGGACGCGCUCUCGGUGAGGGGCCACGUUGUCCUGGACAAGGUUCGCCUCGCCAGCACGGCCUGCGAGGCUGUGCCUAUGUUCGUGGGCCUCAACGUGUCGGGCGGCGGCGGGAACGCCUCCGGGCGGGCAGCGCAGGGGAGCCUGGGCCUCGUCCACCCGCGCGGCAUCGGCGAGGAGACGACCGCCAGCAGGGAGCGGGCGGCCACCCUGAGCAUCUUCAGCCGCCCGAAGGAGGAGGAGGAGGUCAAGUUCCCCGAUGGCUUCCUGCAGACGUUCUGGCACCAGCACCCAGAAGUGCCGCGGACCCUCCGCCUGGAGCUCGGCGGCGCCAGCCCGCACCUCGCGCUGGGGGCCGCCCUCCUCGAGGGCCCCCCUGGAGACGAGGCGGCGCGGCGCCUUUCGGACACGUUUACCAGCAGGAGCCCGCUGUGGUACGCGCCCGUGCGCGCCGUUGGGCUCAGCUUCGGGCGGCAGGACAGGGCUCUGCGAUGGAACCAGGACUACAACUCGAACCCCGGCGCCUUCUUGGGCACCCCGGGGCUCCUGGACACCAGCUCCUCGGCGAUCCGGGUGCGCACGACGACGUACGAGAGCAUGCUGCUGGCAUUCCCCGGCGACUGCAAGAAGGACGACGAGGCUGGGGGGACAUCCUGCUCCUGCAGCGAAAGCGACGACCUCGGGGAGACGUUCCCCUACAUCUCCAUCAGCCUGGAGUCCGCGAGCACCACGCGCUUCUUCGGCCUCGACUCCGGCGAUGACGUCAUCGUCUGCAUGCCGCCCGCGUCCUACGUGAGCUACAACGCCAAGUCCAGACGCUGCGAGGUGGCCGUGGCGGACGACGGCGAGCGCAGCGCGUACAGCGAGUCCCUGGUGCUCGGGGCGCCCUUCUUCCGCUCCGUGGCGGUGCUCCUCGACUACGACAGGUCGUUCAUCCGGCUGGGAGCGCCGCUGGAGGCGGGCGCCGCCGUGCGGCCUUCUGGCCGGCGCUUGGCGGAGGAGGCGGGCGGCGCGGCUCAGUGCCCGUGCGCAGACCCCAAGAAUUGGUGGUCCACGGGCCACCGGCUCAGCUGGCGGCGCGUGGCGCUGGUGCUGGCGGUGGCCGCCGCGCUGGCGGCGUACGUCUACGUGGCGCACUCCCCGUCGCAGGCGGCCGUGUUCCUGCGCACCCAAGGCGAGCGGCUCUGCGGCAGCAGCCACCGCCUCGGCGGCGGCGGGGGCGUGCCGGCCCAGAGCAGCAGCCUGGCUGACGCCGCGGGUGGCCGCCCGGACCGGCCUUUCAUAUCGGGAGAUGCCGGACAGGCGAGGGACUGA